Talaromyces atroroseus is the source of this 1152-nucleotide messenger RNA. RefSeq lists its product as hypothetical. Gene Ontology annotation, biological process: secondary metabolic process. The transcript has 2 exons. Gene Ontology annotation, cellular component: cytosol; cytoplasm. NCBI's taxonomy places the organism in Eukaryota, Fungi, Ascomycota, Eurotiomycetes, Eurotiales, Trichocomaceae. The coding region runs from base 1 to 1152 and encodes 383 amino acids. The record is from RefSeq and is a predicted model, not a curated record. Gene Ontology annotation, molecular function: hydrolase activity; carboxy-lyase activity.
AUGGCAGACUUCCCCAUCGUCGACAUCCACACCCAUGUCUACACUCCCGCUUACUUGGACAUGCUCCGAGCCCGCAAAAAGGUGCCAUACGUCCACGAUCCAGCCAACGGUGCUGAUUCACGUCUAAUCAUCCUCUCAUCCGACGACGAUGCCAGUACGCCCGCAGACCAGCGCGGCCGCCCCGUUGACUCAUCCUACUCCGACAUCGAGGUAAAACUCGCAUUCAUGAAGCGCCACGGGAUCACCACCAGCGUGAUCUCGCUGGCCAACCCGUGGCUUGAUUUUCUGGACGUCGACGACGCACAGAUCUGGUCGGAGCGUAUCAACAACGAUCUAGAAGAGACAUGUGCGCAGGUCAACAGCAAAACCAGAACAGACACUGUCGCGACAGGAAUCAAGACUCUGUAUGCCUUCGGUGCCCUGCCGCUAUCAGCCCCGGACGCAUCCAUAAUCGUAAACGAGAUUACACGACUCAAAAUGCUCCCUCACAUGCGAGGCGUGAUUAUGGGCACAUCUGGUCUGGGAAACGGCCUCGACGACCAGAAGCUCGACCCCGUCUGGGCCGCGCUCGCACAAACCCAAACUCUGCUCUUCCUCCACCCUCACUAUGGCCUCCCCGACGAGGCAUUUGGUGGGUCCGAAGUAACGCAAAGAUACGGCCACGUUCUCCCCUUGGCGCUUGGUUUCCCGCUCGAAACUACUAUUGCGGUUACUAGGAUGCUCCUAUCGGGCGUCUUUGAUCGGUUUCCCGAUCUUAAGAUCUUGCUCGCGCAUUCGGGCGGUACGUUGCCGUUUUUGGCCGGGAGAAUUGAUAGCUGUAUUGCGCAUGAGCGCAAGUUUGUCGCGAACGGCGGUUCGGCACAGGGGCCUGUAAGGGAUGUGUGGAGCGUGCUGAAUACGAAUAUCUACCUGGAUGCGGUUGUGUAUGGCGAGGCAGGUCUUAGAGCAGCUAUUCACGCAGCUGGGAGUCACGAGAGGCUUUUAUUUGGUACCGAUAACCCUUUCUUCCCACCUCUUUCCGAAAAGGAGGAUGACAUCUGGCCCAGUGUCACGACCAACUACAAGGCAAUCGAAGGAACUCUGGGUGAAGACAAAGAGGCUGUUCGAGGAGUCCUUGGUGGUAACGCAGUUCGCAUUCUAAAUCUCAAUUAG